Messenger RNA from Exophiala dermatitidis NIH/UT8656, 1224 nucleotides. RefSeq lists its product as uncharacterized. NCBI's taxonomy places the organism in Eukaryota, Fungi, Ascomycota, Eurotiomycetes, Chaetothyriales, Herpotrichiellaceae. The transcript has 2 exons. The record is from RefSeq and is a predicted model, not a curated record. Bases 1 to 1224 code for a protein of 407 amino acids.
AUGGCUCCGAGACGGGCAUACUCGUCCCUGUUGUCCAACAGCGCGGUUGACGAGGACUUGUGGAAGCGCUUCGACAAUGACGAGGAAAUCACGGCUGACUUACCACCACCAGUAAAAGACUCUACCAGCAUGGCUUCCUCCGCAGCAGACUCGAAUCCUUCUGUGGACCUUUCGGUGGCGGACCAAGAACAAGCAUUCGCAUAUCUCUUGGACCGCUCCAUUGAGAGCAUUCUCCAUGACAUGCUUCUGGAGAUACACCAAGAAGAGAAGAUUGCUCGGAUGCAGACGGCUGCUAUUGAGGUCGAACAGAAAGCCGAGAAGCUUAGAAGUGCUCACGACGACGCUACGGCGGACGAUGAGCCGGUGGAGACAGAAGCCGCCAUUCUCAAGGCUGGCAAAGUCCAGCUCAAAGGCAAUCCAAUGAAAACCGUCAAGCACAUCAGAUGUCCGAAUUGCCGACUCCGCCGCCUUCUUUAUCCCCGGGUAGGAUUCAACUCGCGGCCCGUGCCGGAUCCCACAGAGCAGUAUUGCAAGACGGAACCGAUGAUCAUCCUCGACAAACAUGACGUCCACGGACAGCGCAGAAAAGGAGUCAAGGUCAAGGGACAGGCCAAGGGCAAGAACAAGAAGAAGAACGAUCCAGCAUCGCCCGCUUCCGAGAACUCCGACCCGCUGACACCGUCUUCGUCAAUGGUCAAUGACUCGUUUGAGUUUAAGGAAAUCGACUUCCCUGCAGCGAAAUGCCCGAACCGAGAAUCCCACCUUGGAGAUCACUGGAAGUCGGUCAACGUCUUCGCGACACAUCUGAACGGUAGUUGCUACCUUAAGAAGGAUCGCGCCGCUGGUCGAGAAGCAAAUGCCAAGAUCGGUGGCACACCAAGGGAUUCCAGAGCUAGUUCGCCCAAAGCAGGCGUCAACAGUACCAAGAGGAAGGCCGAUGAUGAUGGCCCCGGCGGCAACAAGAAGAAACAGAAGACUGGCGAUGUCAAAAAGAUCGAGAAGAAGGGAGGCUCUGGACCGAGCAAGUUGAAAGAGGUCAACAACGUGGAUGACCAGGGCGAAGCAAGUCCUCUAAAGGAGGCAAAUGGCGACACAAUCUCCGUGACACCGACCAAAGGUGCGAGAGGUGCCAGUUCGGAGCCACCAUUGAAGCUCAAGUUGAAGACUGGGGCAAGUGACAGUAUCGCUCGCAAGAAGCCGAGCAAGACUGGGAAGAAGGCUUAA